Molecule: messenger RNA, 6839 nt
Organism: Xyrichtys novacula (pearly razorfish)
Lineage: Eukaryota; Metazoa; Chordata; Actinopteri; Labriformes; Labridae
Source: the annotation of a GenBank genome assembly
AUGUCAGCGACGCACACGGAGAGCCGCCUGCAGCCAAGUUUCUCAACCAAAUCUGGGAAGGCAUGCAAAAACACAGGUACUGCAGAGUGCCGGAACAUCAUUAUAAAAGAUGCAAGAGUGAGUGAGGGAGGGAGGAAAGGAGGGAGGUGGGGGAGAGGAAGCAGUAAAUUCAUCUUUCUGUAACAAAGAGCUUAGCAGCACCAGGAGGAGGGAGUUAAAAGGAGUGAAAGGCGCAACGGAGAGCUAAGUGCUAAAUAUGUAGAGUAAGUGCCGUUUUCAGCUGUGCUCAUACAUUAGGGGGGAAAAGUGGCUUGUUCUGGUGGAGCAGUUGUUUUUAGAGGGAAUGGGACGUCCGUAGUGAAUGUUCCUGCAAUAACAGUUAAAUAUCAGUGUUUAAGACAAAGAAAAGACAUAAAUGAAGUUAUCUUGCUAACCAAUUCUUUUUGAAAUGAAAAUGGUGGAUAGUAAAGCUGAUUCGAGCUUUAAGUUGCUGAAUGUUGACUUGAGUAUCACGUUAUUCAUGAUGCAACAGCCCUUACUUCAACUGGGAUCUGUAUGAAUCACCUCUAACAGAUCAAUUUGCAGGUACUGAUGAAAGAUGUAUUUGAAAUUAUGACGCUUUGCAAACAAGUGCUGCCUUUGAAUACCUGAGCAGGAUCUCAGGUAUAACAAAACAGCAUUUAAAUGUGAGGGCAGAGUCCAUAUUAUUAAUGGUAAGCAAUUCUAACAAGUGAAGUUGAUUUUGAUGACUUGCUGAUGUCCAGUGAUCCCUGGUUAAUUCAACAGAAAUUGCAUUUUGAUUGAAACUAUUUGAAAUUUCAUCAUUUUGCACUUUAUCACUGUUUUUAUACCCAUAUUAUUGAUGCAAAGCAAAUACUUCCAGUGAGGAUGAACUAGAUGACUUGCUGAUGUCCAGUGAUCCCUGGUUAAUGCAACAGUUAUUGCAUUUUGAUUAAAACUACAAUUUUCAAUUUUCAAAGUAUGAACAUGCCGGAAACUUCGUUGAGCCCAUUUAAAGUUCCACUUCUAUUGUACUUUUUACAAUUUAAAGUGUUCUCAGUGGUCUUUAAAAUGUGAUUAUAAAGUUUUCAGCCAAAAUCAUGUCAGCUGUGUCAUUUUCAAAAGAUUUCUUCUGCAGAGCUCCAGUAGAUUGUGAGAAAUUCACCUCUGAGUUGUAGUGGGUGAAGACAACGCUGCUCUGCACACUGCCCUUCAUGCUAGCUUGCAGCCUAAUAUUUCCAGUGUAGUAGAAGUGGCAGUUAACAAAGGGGCUAUUCAGCUCUCAGACACUGAUGUCUUUAGGGACACGGUGAAAGCUAAUAUUAUAAUAAGCUUUCUUAUGAGCAUUGCAAUCUGCUAACGCACAUGCUUGUUCCGCAAUCAUCUGCUCUACUUCUCCUAGUCUGGCCUGGGGCGGAGCUUGGAGUUGUGACAUAGAAAAUCUCACUGUGUCUCACAGAACCUGCCAUUUGGGUCCACAGUGAUUUGAAUCAGGAAAUACUCAAGAAUGCAGUUCUGCACUUUUCUCACGAUAUGUCCUGUAGCAUCAGAAAAGUGCUGUAUGAACUUGUAGACAACAAGAAAAACAUGAUUUUCAUUAGAGUGGGUCUUUAAGAGAAACCUAGGCAAAGUGGAAAAUUUUCCCUUUACUUUUUGAUGGAUCAAAAUUUGACAUUCAUUUUGGAAAUCCUGUAUACAGCAUGCUCUGCUCUAAAGAGGAGAAGUGCAACAUCCCUGAUGGUGCUGUACAAUGCAGCAAGAAGGUGCCAAGCUACAUUUUUCAGGUAUGACAACAGCAUGGCUCCAGAGUAGAAGAGUCCAGGUGCUGAACUAGCCGGCCUUCAGUGCAUCAAGUAAGCUCCUAACUGCUGAGGAGCUGAAAUCUGGUAAAAUAUCAGGCAAGAAUGGAACAACUUUCAAAUCCUCUGAAACUGGCAAACUUUGUUGAAAGAAGAGUCAAACCAAACAAUGGUAAACACGCCUCAGUCCCUACGGUUUUAAAUGUGUUGCUGGCAUCAAAUUCAAAAUAGCAUUUAUUUUUCAUAAUGCAAUAACAUUUUCCAGCGUCAAUAUUUGAUAUGUUAUCUUUUCAAAGUAAAUCCAAAAUGAUUUGAAGACCAUAAAAUUCAGUUUCAAUCGAAAUUUUUCACAGAGCCCCAACUCUGAAGGAGUUAGGGUUGCACAAUACUUAACUAUUUGAAUAUUAAAACAUGACAGAAGUUUCCAAAAACAAAAGUAUUUUAGUCAACUAUGAUACCUGCUCACACAAAAUGGUGACUUGAGUAAAGUCCCCAUAUUUCAAUCUAUAAGUGCAGCUCUGGGACAUCUUAAUAUUGGAUGUCAACAUCGAAAAAGCAGGGUCAGAGAAGAGGUUAAGAUCUCUGUGCAGUAUUUUCAGCACUUUGAAGACUCAAUGACUUGAAGAAUUUAAAGUGUUUUGGUGGUAAAAUGAUCCUAUUUGGUGCUGAUAAGGAGACCUCAAUAAAGAGGCUAUGGAGUGUAAAAUGUUUUGUGCUCUCUGCCUAAACACUGAGCUAUAUUCUAGGGAUCAGUGCUUUGUUCCAAAGAAAGGAAAUUACUCUCUCCACUCUGUUGGAUAUAUGCAAAGUCCCUGUCUCUCUUUCUCGAGCACACACCCACUGGCAGGUUAUUGAUUCCCAACCUCCCAUUGUGCUACAUAGCGAAACUGACACCUAACUCACAGCACAGAUUAUGCACAAGUCACUGCAAAUGGUGGAGGAAAGUGAGGGAUAACAGAAACAGACAACAGCAAGCUCCUCUCCCCUGUGCUGGCCCUCCCUCACAUUACCACAGCAAAUGAUUUUAAAGAUUCUUUUAUUUGGCUCGAAAAGCGCUGCAUGGACCGACAGUCGGCUGCUGUUCCACCUCUAGAAACCCCAUAUCUAUUCAGCAGGCAGAGCUCAUAAUUACCUGCAGGUAAAAUACAGGUCUGACUGAUAAUUCCUCACUGUUGAAUAGUCUAUUAAACCACCCCUAGUCUCUGUCAUAUUUAGGUUUUAUUAUAAUGGUGGCGGUGCAGAUAUCUGGGCGGAUUUCUGUCACUAAAUACAGUAUGUUAGACAAUAGCUGAGAAGAAAUGUCAGAACAAAAGUGCUAAAUGAUGGUUUGAGGUGGAGGAGGAACUGUUGCACUGUUGCAUAAUUCGAUCACCAAAGAGCAGGAAAGAGAAAGUUUAUUUUUAAAUUGCAAAAUGUCUGUCUCAGUUCACAUCUCGGUCACAAAUUGAAGAAGUCCUUGUUAGAAUUUUGUUUUACAUAAUGUGAUUACGUAAAGAUAGAUAGAUAGAUAGAAACUUUACUCAUCCUUAGGGGGGAGGGUUGCCCAUAAAAUUGAGAGAGUGAUGUCUAUCGUUUUAUUUUAUGUAUUAUUCAACUCAACCCAGGAUUUAAGAAACUGACAGAUCAAGAUUCAUGUUAUAUUUUCCAAGAGGUGUUACAGUAUGAAAAAAUCAGAGUUUCUUUUUUCAGUCAGAGUCCAUUCUCAGUGCAGGACAGGGACAAAUGUAACAUAAUGUAGAGUUGCUUUUUCUAUAUGAAAAACUUAAAGAAUCUCCAGUCCUUUCACCCUUGGUCCAGACAAACCCUAGCUUCAACAGUUCAGGCUUAUAGACCUGUUCAGAUACAUUUUAUACCGUUUUACAAAAAAAAAAAUGAAAGUAAAAUGAAAAAAAUUGAAUAUGCAGUAAAAAACUACAAAAAAGGUCUCACUUUGAGAUUAUCAUCCCUAUAAAAUAUCAUGAUACGAGAUUAUAACUAGAAAAGGGUGGAGCGACAAAAAACAUAUUCUUAAAUAUUAAACGUCCUUCAGCUUCAGUUAACACAGUUUAUUAAAGGGAUAUUCUAGUGUAAAAUUGAUCGACUCAGUGAUCGACUCGUCAGGGCUCCCCCCAACAAACACGCGUGGCUAACAGGGGUGUGAAUCACUAGUGACCCCACAAUACGAUAUAAUCACGAUACUUGGGCCACGAUACGAUAUUAUUGCGAUUUUUAACAUUUUGCAAUACAGCGAGUAUCCUGAUACAAUAUAUUGCGAUUUAUACAAUUUUUUCAAGUGUGUAGCUAAUUAAGCAUUGGUCUUUUCUUAAUGUUUGUCGUAUUUACGCUGUAUUUUAUUUUCAUGUAGCACAUCUUGCAAACCAAUAUAUAUAUCUGUUGUACUAACUUUCUCCUGCUCUAUGAUGUCACCUCUGCCAACCUCUGCAGACAACCAGUUGAAUUUAUUUUUCCAUUAUCAUAGGUUUGACUUCAUAUUAGCAAAUAAUUUGAAAAAUCGAUACUUGGUAAAUGAAAAAUUAUAUCACCAGACAAAAUAUUGCGAUACUUUGCUGUAUCGAUUUUUUCUCCCGCCCCUAAUGCUUAAUUCGUGGCAGGCUUGACUCUGCAGAAAACUUCAUCCUGGCUUCCCUGCUGGUUCACACAGGAGUUCUGCAUUAAAACUCUGGCUACUACUGUGUUAUAUCCAACAAUAAGAAAAAGACCACCUUUAAUGUUUUUGUACCAGAACAAUCCAGUGCGAAUGUGUGCAACAGCAAAAUGUAUUUAUCUCUUCAUGCUUUUUUAUUUAAUUAUCUAUUUGUUCGUAAUUAUCUUGAAUUUCCCUGACUUGUCCUCCUUUGUUCUGUAACUUCCCUGUGCAGGCACUUACACUAACAUUAGCACUAUUUAGAGAAAAACAAACAUACUGAAAACUGCCAACCUUUACUGACCGGCUUAUAAUGAGAUCUCACUGUUGGUCUAAAUGGCUUGGCAACCACAAACAGAGCUAGCAAUGACUUUAAAAUGAGAGUUAUAGGUGCUCUCUGUCUGGUCCUUGUGGGUACUCGGGCUGCUGCAUUCUCAACGAGUCGUAGGCGGCCAAAAACCUUUUUAGGUAGACCAAACAAGAGAGCACUGCAAUAGUAAAGCCUAGGGGUUAUAAAAGCGUGCAUUAGUUUUUCUGUGGCAGCCUGAGAGUGAAAUAGUCUAACCUCAGCAGUGUUUCUGUAAUGAUAAAAUGACACUGAAAUCUCUAAUGUGGGCUCAAAAACAGAGGUCCAGUCUGAAGAUUCUGACCUGGUGUUAUAAGUUUGUGACUCAAAGAGUUUCUUUCUCUGGGGUUUGGCCUGAAAAAUUCCCCCUCUCUCUUGCUGUUGUAGCAAAUUGAGCAAAAUCUAUACACUUUAGCAAAUUACCACAGCACAAACCUACCAAGCCCCAUUAAACAUUGUAAGUUGUAUUUCAAGCAAAAAGGGGAAAAGAAUAUCCUAAGAACACUUGUAUUCCUGUGCAUGGGGAAUGUCAGACACACAGUAGAAAGCCCACCACACUUUACAUUCCUUCACUCAGUUGAAUAAGCAGAGGCGCUUUAGGGUGACAGCAUGCAUAGUUAAGUUGCAGUCAAAACGACACGCUUGACAGCACGUACUGUAUUUUUGCACAGGGCAAGCACGCUCCCACACGUCUGUCUGUUUUUUUAUUAUGCAUGGAUCAGCCUGGACUAGCACAGUGAUGAGCUUUAGAGGGCACCGCAUAGUAGCUUUCACAUGUAAGCGCACCAUUGUUUGCUGGAACAGCACUCUUGCUUGAAUGCAUCUAAAUAGCAGCGCCUUUAUGUUUUUGAAAGAGACGGGAGAAGGUGGCUGAAAAAGGCGGCGCACAAGUAAUUCAGCUAUUACAUCAGACCACUUAGAAAUGCAGGGCGUUAAAAUAAGCAAACGGUUCAAGAGCAGGGCAGGCGUACAGGGAGCCUUUAAAGAGAUUUAUAUGUAAGAGAGGUUUCUGAAAAAAAGUAUACUAUAUGUUACCAAUGACGCUGAGUUGGAGCUCUUUUAGUUCAAAUGGCAGCUAAUUUUUCUGACAGUAGAAUCAUUUGGCUCCAAAUCACUGUGUAUAUAGUGAAGAUCUUGAGUUUUGAAGUAGUGAAACUGCAUUUUCUCCGUUAUUCUCUGCAGGAAUCCUGGUCCAGGCCUGAAUAAGGACAGCUAGUGCCCAAAAAAUAUCAUCUCCCUAAUUUAAUCCUACGUGUGUGGGUGGAUCUGGUGAUUCUGAGUCCAAGCGUUCAAAUUCCUUCCUGUCUGAAAUGUAGCCUGGCCUCAGGGUGUAUGCCUACGAUUCUUCAGCACACAUAGGGAGGCUCUGGGAACACUGGCGUCAGAAUGUGGUGACAGUGAAAAGGACUGGAGCCCAGCACUGCAGCCAGUGCACAAAGGCAAAGGGACUGCAGGUGAGAUAUUGCCCCCUAGUGGUGCGUUUGCCAAAGGCAGGGACUUCUAAGGGAGUUCAAGAUGAGUUACAGUGAGGCUGAGAAGCAUCGUCAUAAGACAGCUUCAGAGAAGAGAGCAUUAUACUGCUGAUCCUUUACAUAUAAACAAACCACUGUAUCAGAGCGGUUUUAUUAUCCAGAACUAAAAAACACAUCAAAUGAGAAGCCAAAUGUUUCAAUGGUCAUCUUUGUUCAGCCUUGUUUUUGUAAUUUUGUGUCAGAUUCCCAACAUGAGUGCAUAUAAGUGCAAACCCAUAAAGCUGGCUCUGGUGAUCGCGCUCAUGAAUCAUGCAGAUUCUUCCGGUGAGUAAAACCAAGCCGGUCAACAGGAGGUAAAAAAGGAGGCAACAUGAAACGAGCUUGUUCAUUCAAGACAAAAAAAAAUUAAAUAUAUAAAAGGAUAAGCUUUGAGGAGGUUGAGGAUUUACUUCUUCUGUGCCUUCGGUGCAGAAUGUGCAGCUGUUCAGGUGCUGUGCCAACAACACGGCAGGGUUGACUCACUUCCAGAAGCUGCUGUGCAGGAUCAUCCGGAGACGGGGGAGUCACCGGUGCUGGGGCUGAAUGACGCACGCCGCUGA